Molecule: messenger RNA, 1723 nt
Organism: Solanum tuberosum (potato)
Lineage: Eukaryota; Viridiplantae; Streptophyta; Magnoliopsida; Solanales; Solanaceae
Product: squamosa promoter-binding protein 1
Exons: 2
Coding region: 914-1300 (128 amino acids)
Biological process (GO): flower development
Cellular component (GO): nucleus
Molecular function (GO): DNA binding; DNA-binding transcription factor activity
Source: RefSeq, a predicted model, not a curated record
GAAGUGCAACAAGCACUCUACUAGGCCGACAUUGACAGCUGAGAGACCAACUUGCAGUAUCAUAAUAGUGCAAAUUAUUGCUUAGUUGGCUCCCUUCAGAAUCUACUACAUAAAGAACUACCGUAAACUAUGUUAGAUGGCUAUUACGGGUAUUAAACUCGAAAUUUUCAGAAAAAGAAGUAACUACAACCAAUUACAAUGCAUACCCUUAUCGCAAGGGCAACAGAAUAAACAUGCCACUGUUUGACACCAACUCUUUUGAUCCCCUCCAAAGCUAGAGGAAAAGAGUGAGUGAGUUCACCACAUACCACUGGCUUUGGUCUACGGUUGACACAACUCCUCGACUAAUUGGUCAAAAUAUCUUGUGACCACCAACUAGCAAGCACCAAAUUGGAUGUUCUAUCAGCUUCUCCACAUCCUAAAACAGUGAAUACUGAAUGCUGAGAGGCUUGCUGACUGCCCAAAAAAAAACCUUGACAAAAAGUUAGUGGGGUAACUAACUAGGAGUAAAUUCAAUAGUAGACCUUGAAAGAAACUUUGGCAAAGUCAUCAUAAAUGCUCUUCACGUCUCAUGUACUAUGUUAUGGAAUGGUCACAUUUCUCUUUACAUUAAAGCUAGUUCAUGUAAAAAAGUUGAGGCCAGUAAGAGUAGUUCAACUUUCAAUAUAAUUCCACCUUCCCCCACCCCCUUGCUGGCCCACUUCUGUACGGAACACCAAUCAGAAUCUUUAGUUCAUCUUAACACCAAAGCAUCUCCACUUAGUCACUUACUAGACUUCACAUAGGAGGAAAAGUAUGGAACUGGUGGUCCUCACACGUACUUGCCUUUCUUUUUUUACCUUGGUUCAAGUUUCAUACUCUUUCAUCUGGCUUCCUCACUCUAUUUUGGCACAACUAGUUUCUCCUCACAGGGAUGGAAACUAACAAAUGGGAAGGGAAGAGAAGCAUUAAUGAAGCUGAAGAGGAAGAGGAUGAACAUGAAAGUGUUGAAGAGGACAGCAAAAGGAAAAGGGUAUUGACUCUCUCUGGUAGGAAGCUAGCUGGUGAAGGGUCGGCACAUCCUUCUUGCCAGGUCGAUCAGUGCACUGCAAAUAUGGCAGAUGCCAAGCCAUACCAUCGCCGCCACAAGGUGUGUGAGUUCCAUUCAAAGUCUCCAAUAGUACUUAUUAGUGGACUCCAGCAGCGAUUCUGUCAGCAAUGUAGCAGCUGCUUUCAGAUUCCCAAGUAUAGGAGUAUAUCAUUUUCUAAUGAGCAGGGGCAACACAGAGCUUUUAAUGAGAAUUUUCAAUUGUUCGCAUGAUGAGGUGCAGAUUUCAUCUGUUAGCAGAGUUUGAUGGUGCUAAAAGGAGUUGCCGAAGGCGUUUGGCAGGUCACAAUGAGCGCCGCCGUAAAAUUACAUAUGACUCUCAUGGAGAAAGUUUGGGCUGAAGCAGCAUCAGCAUCAAUGGCAGCGAAAUAACCUACUUUCUGAAGCAAAUUACAUAAACAAGAUGUGGUUUAAGCAUGCUCUCUAUCUUCUGUCAAUUCCAGGAUUUGUAAGCAAAUUGCUAUCUGUGAACUUCAAGUAUCUAGCUAAUAGUACUUUCAUUUCCCUUAUGUAAAGGGAAGGACAAAAAGAAUAAACCGCUGGCACUGUCUGCUAGUAUUCAAAAAAUGAAAUAUUUGUAGUAUCAAUACAUAUCACAUGGUGCUCGAAAGUCUUCCAUGUUGACAUUCCAACUCA